CGGGUAUAGGGUAUUAUAUUAGUAACCGCGGGACGUGUUUUGCCUACCUGACAUCGUACCUGUGUACUGACGUGGUUUGCAAUCUUUUUUUCUAGCUUUCCCACUCAAACGUCAACAUGUCCGAACAGCAGAACGAAGAGGAGACGACACAACAGGAAGAACAGACAGAAGAACAACAAGAGGACCAAGAAGAGGCAAAAGAGGGAGAGGGCGAAGGAGGAGAUAAAAAGAAAGAGGAAAAAAAAGAAAAGCCAAGCAUUGAAGACAGACGUCAUCGACAAUACAAAAAACAAUUAAAUAAAAUGCAGGAAACACUCAAUGAGGAGAAAAGUAAAAUAGUCAAACCAGAAUAUACACCCUAUACCCCCUAUAUAUGGAAUAGUUUAACCCCAUAUUAUGAAACAAAUACAGUGCAAUAUUUGAUGGACUUGCCAAAUGAAGUAAGACAUGGUUAUAUAAAUAGAAAUACAGCUCAAGGUUUGGUAGAUCCAGAAGUCUCACACAGAAUGGAUAUUGAACUUGAUCCAGUUCCUAAUGACAUUGUUAUGACACCUCGGGACAAAUCAGGCAAAAAAGACAAUAAUAAGAAAAGCAAGAAGAAGGAAGGCAGCACAAGACUACCAAAAUGGCCUGUUGUUAGAAUGGAUGAUACUGAUUUGAAUCAAGAAAUUGACUGGAGUGACGUACCAAAACUAAGAGAGGAGCUUAGAACCAAGUACAGUACAGGGGCACAGCAAAGAAUAAAAUAUGACUACACACGAACAAAACAAGACUGGACAAGAAUGGAUCUUGAUGAAUUGAAAAAAGUUCACCCUGUCACAAAAAGCCAUAUGAAAGUAACCUGCAAUGCCUAUUUGGGAACCACGCCGGGCUCGAAAAGAGCAGUCACAACACUAUCCAAAACGCUUGAUGAUUAAUCUUCCAUAGAAUUAUAUUCAUCAAAUAUUAUUGGUAUUAAUAUGUAUGCAACAUUAUUUCUACAUUACAACUAUUUUUUUUACCAUAUCCAUGUUUUGGUGACAUUCCCAGCAUGCAUCAUUUUGACAUCUGCCCCAGCAUGCAACAUUACUUCUGCAUUGUAACAACUACUUUUUUUUUACCAUAUCCAUGUUUUGGUGACAUUCCCAGCAUGCAUCAUGUUGACAUCUGCCCCAUCAUGCAACAUUACCUCUGCAUUGCCACAACUUUUUUUGUUUUUUACCAUAUCCACAUUUUUGUGAUCUUUCCCAGCAUGCAUCAUCUUGACAUCUGUCCCAGCAUGCAAUAUUUGAUUUUACAGACUGAAACAAAAAAUUUCAACUUUGCACUUUGUAUGAUAUUUUUCGACCAUAUAGAAAUGUUAGCAGACUAUUUUACAAAUAUGUCUUUCUUAGUUGGCAUUUUAUUUUAAUUACUUUCUUUCGUCUCUUGCUAACUUGCUAAUUCAACGGAAAAUGAGAUUUCAAAAAUGAGAUUGACUAAUAUGUACAUUAGCUAUUUCAAAAUGUUUCACACUAAUUUAAAUUUGAUUUGGCAGAGUCAUAUAAUACUAGUAACGGUACAUCACAUUAAUACGUAUGGCAAACCGCAGGAAAAGAGAACUUGGAAUGUAAUCGUAGUACACAACAUCAAAUCUCAAUAUUAUUAUGACUUAUAGUUGCAGCGAAACCUCCUAAAUUAUUGCAUGUUGCAGUAAGCUUAGUACAUCAAUUAAAUAAAAAUAUUUGUGCCAAAUAUUAAAUAUUCGAGUGUUUGUUUGUGACAAAUUAACUCCAAUUGAUGGUAGUAAUUAAUGUAUUAGAGAAUAAUUGAUCCUCCAUCAUCUACAUAAAUAAGGCAAAACAAAAAUAUUUAUUUCUAGUUGCAAUGUGUGUUGGUCGAAAGAGACUGCUCACUGUUUUGUUUAUGGUUUCUGCAAAAAUGGCCAAACGAAUUAAAAAAAAAAGGCAUAUCAAUGUACCAUUGUUUUUGACAUCUCAAAAGCAGAAACUACACUUUUAACAGACUAAGACAAGGUUAUACAUUGGCUGUGGUAUGCAAUGAAAAACAUUUUCUGUGCAGACUGAAAAAAAAAAAUUAAAAAAAGGGUUUUGCGUUACGAAUACCCUUCUCCCUCUUCCAGUUUCGCCUUUUGAUCACCUGUGAUAUAGUGACUAAACUAAAACAAGAAUAAUUACUAAUAUGAAUCGGUGUUUGUGAUUUAAUCUAUUAUGACUUGGGGAAAAAAAUACUGUAAAAUUUUUACUACUUGGAAUUUUUUUAGAAUUUUAUGGCAUUCGAGGAGAGAUCAGUUUGGAAAGUCAUUGUUGUAUCAACCCAGAAAAAAUUUGACUGCUACAAAAAUUUCUGAUUUUCACUGUUUCCAGAAAUCUUUCUCUUGUGAAAUUAGAUUGGUAUACAGUAGUCAUACAAUGUACAAUCAUACACCAAUUAAGAACAGAUAGAUUGGUUUCUGCAGUAAAUUUAUAGCAAAUCUCAUCACAAUACUAUGACAUAACAAUUCUAUAAAAACUUAAAUUUGUUCACAGUGAUAAGUCUACUAAAUAAUAUAUAGACCUCAGAUUGUUUUUGAAAUUAAAAAUGGCUGCCAAAGUUUCUAUGGAAACAAGUACAGCAAAUUUACAUAAUUUGUAGUGUUAUUUCUAUAUUUUCCUGGUGUUUCAAUAACUCUAACGACAUGUACUCCAGUAUGCGUUCAGAUCAUAUUAAGUAAACGUUUGUAGUUUAUUUUAUGUGUAAUUUUAAUCAAAAGAGUGCGAGUGUGGGUUUAUUGGUGCAUAUUAGUGUACAUAUUUACAAAUAAAAGAACUAUUUCAUA
Saccoglossus kowalevskii is the source of this 2797-nucleotide messenger RNA. RefSeq lists its product as uncharacterized. The record is from RefSeq and is a predicted model, not a curated record. NCBI's taxonomy places the organism in Eukaryota, Metazoa, Hemichordata, Enteropneusta, Harrimaniidae.